Argiope bruennichi is the source of this 1170-nucleotide messenger RNA. It is a transcript of the gene Cyt-c1, whose product is annotated as cytochrome c1, heme protein, mitochondrial-like. Gene Ontology annotation, molecular function: heme binding; electron transfer activity. Gene Ontology annotation, biological process: mitochondrial electron transport, ubiquinol to cytochrome c. NCBI's taxonomy places the organism in Eukaryota, Metazoa, Arthropoda, Arachnida, Araneae, Araneidae. Bases 96 to 1016 code for a protein of 306 amino acids. The transcript has 7 exons. The record is from RefSeq and is a predicted model, not a curated record.
ACAGUACAUUCAUCUAUCCUGUCUGCUCUGUGGCCUAUUCUAUUGCUGUAGAUCCGAAACGAAAUAUUUAUAAAACUCGUGUGCGGUGUGGAAUCAUGGCUGCAGUAGUAGGCAAAUUACUACGAAAUGACUUUAUUCGUCUGCAUAAUUCCUAUCCUUCUCGCAAGUUCUCAAGCUUCCCUAAGUUUACAAGCAAUACAAAAAAGGUAUUGGCAUAUACAGGUUUAGCUUUAACUGGGGCUGCAGGCUUAGCUUUAGCAAUCCAUGAGACGGUGACUAUAUCUGCAGGAGAACUUGUUGUUCACCCUCCAAAGCAUCCUUGGAGUCAUAAUGGACUAAUAAGUUCAUUUGAUCAUGCAAGUAUACGGCGAGGUUAUGAAGUAUACAAGCAAGUUUGUGCAGCAUGUCAUAGUAUGCGAUAUGUACGUUAUCGUGAAUUAAUAAAUGUAUCUCACACCGAGGAGGAAGCAAAAGCAGAAGCUGAAGAAAUAAUGGUACUUGAUGGACCUGAUGAUGAAGGUCAGAUGUUCAAGAGACCUGGCAAGCUGUUUGAUUCUUUCCCCAGUCCUUAUGAAAAUGAAGAACAAGCUCGUGCUGCAAACAAUGGUGCAUAUCCACCAGAUCUUAGUCUUAUUACUAGUGCCAGACAUGGUGGAGAAGAUUAUGUCUUUUCUCUGCUGACUGGAUAUUGUGAUCCACCUGCUGGAGUGGAACUUGCAGAGGGUCAGUAUUAUAAUCCAUACUUCCCAGGAGGUGCCAUUGGCAUGGCCCAAGCAUUGUACAAUGAAAUAAUAGAAUAUUCUGAUGGGACACCUGCAACCCUCAGCCAGCUGGCAAAGGAUGUGUGCACAUUCCUCAAGUGGGCAGCUGAGCCAGAACACGAUACUAGAAAAAGGAUGUUCAUCAAGGUGAUGGUAGUUCUUUCACUGCUUACUGGAGUCUCCUAUUACUAUAAAAGAUUGAAGUGGGCUCCUCUAAAAACACGUAAAAUAGUUUUCAAGAAUCAACAGAAAUAAAGAGUAAUAAAAUGUCACUAAAUAAAUGAAAAAUAAAUACACUUUGUGCAUAAAUUAUUUAUGGAUCAAUUUUUCUCAACUAGUUGAAGGGGAUUAGAAAUAUCUGUAGAUAUCACAAUCUGCUUUUAAUAAAAGGAACUGAUUCUCCACAUAA